GGCCAGGCCACUGUGGGUUCCAGGGUCUGUGUCACUAUGGCCUGGAUUCCUGUCCUUCUCAUGCUCCUGUCUCACUGCACAGGUUCCCUGACGCAGUCUGUGCUGACCCAGCCGCCCUUCCUCUCCUCAUCCUUGGGAUCAUCCACCAGAUUCACCUGCACCCUGAGCAGUGGCUUCAAUGCUGGUGGCUAUGGCAUAGCCUGGUACCAGCAACAGCCAGGAAGCCCUCCGCGGUAUCUCCUGUAUUACUACUUAAGCACAGAGUUGGGGUCUGUGGUCCCCAGCCGCUUCUCUGGAUCCAAAGAUGCCUCGGCCAAUGCAGGGCUUCUGCUCAUCUCCGGGCUGCAGCCUGAGGACGAGGCUGACUAUUUCUGUGCUACUGCUCAAUGGAGUGAGAGCAACUACGUUCCUCACAGUGUGUCAGAUAAGGAGGAAGUGAGACAAAAACCCCUCCAACAACAGACCUUGUCUCUGAGCCUCGUUUAUUGAAAAGUUUCUGUGGAGGCUCCUGUAGGGGAGAGUCCCCUGUUAGGAGACCUGUCCUUGAAGGGGGCGUAGUGACACAGGGACUAUGCUGUUGCGUGAGACAGCACAGGUGUCCUAGGAGCUCACCUGGGUGAGGGGAUAGAACCCACCUGAUCAUGCCCCAGGUCCCGAGAAACUUAACCAGAAUAGAUACUUAAAAAGAAAAAAAAAAAACAGU
Ailuropoda melanoleuca (giant panda) is the source of this 703-nucleotide messenger RNA. RefSeq names its product probable non-functional immunoglobulin lambda variable 5-48. The transcript has 2 exons. The coding region runs from base 37 to 489 and encodes 150 amino acids. Lineage: Eukaryota; Metazoa; Chordata; Mammalia; Carnivora; Ursidae. The record is from RefSeq and is a predicted model, not a curated record.